Messenger RNA from Penicillium malachiteum, 1302 nucleotides. RefSeq names its product fungal specific transcription factor domain-containing protein. The transcript has 4 exons. Bases 1 to 1302 code for a protein of 433 amino acids. Gene Ontology annotation, molecular function: DNA-binding transcription factor activity, RNA polymerase II-specific; transcription cis-regulatory region binding. The record is from RefSeq and is a predicted model, not a curated record. Lineage: Eukaryota; Fungi; Ascomycota; Eurotiomycetes; Eurotiales; Aspergillaceae. Gene Ontology annotation, cellular component: nucleus. Gene Ontology annotation, biological process: regulation of DNA-templated transcription.
AUGCAGGAUCUCUCCGAAGAUGUCAUACUGAAUGGAAUAGUAUCUGAGAAUACCGCCUUAAUUCUUUUGAAAGGAUUCUCAAAACUGUCCAGCCGUUGGCUAUUCAUGAGUACAGAGCCAGCAAACCUACGGACCAAAUCACCUCUUCUCUUUGGAACAUGUAUUCUUGCUGGGCUUCACAUCACUCCCUCCUUACAUGGCUCUUCAACACACCAGACGCUCUACCGCCAUGUGCAUGGGCUUCUGGGUCAAGCACAAUCUGCAUCGGUGGUAUCACUGGAUACAAUCCAAGCCAUGUUGAUUUUCUCUAUGUGGGAUCUACGACCAACCAGAGAUCAUGACCAUGGUAACUCGUGGCUAUUGAGUGGCACUGCUGCGAUGCAGGUCAUGAUCACCACCUCCUUUGAAUCGCUAUUACAAUCUCCCAGUCAAAGUCAAGAGCAGGCUCGGGCGCGAGAAAUACUGCGUACCUGGAAUCUGAUUUGCCUUUGUCAGUUACAGUUCUCAGUCGGUUCUGGUCGCCCACCUGUCAUUGCCAGCCAGUAUUUCGACGAAUGCGCCAAAAUACUCGAAUUCCCAUCCUAUAAUUCAAGAGAUGAGCUUGUUUUAUCUGGAGUAUAUCUCUACCGAACUUUAUGGAAAUUGAUCAGUUCAAGUUCAAUCCAAAAGGAGGUACCAAUCUGGCAUGAAGUUGAACAACUUCGCAAGUCACAGGAGCAUAUCUAUAACCUUGACUCUUCCGAGCCGUUACGAUUCGCCUAUUCAUGUGCUUACUUGAUUCUCGCACGUCGCACUCUUCAACAUAUCCACGAAUCCCAAACCGAGAGGCCGGGGAGCUCUAAAUCAGCACUCAAGGCAGAAAGUGAUUUGAAUUUCAUCAAAUUCGCUAUCUACCAUGCCGAUCAGAUCUUGUGCCUGUUCCUUUCAAUGUCGGAUCUUACAACUUGCAUCCACCCUGCUUACGAGAAUCUACUUUGCUCAUUCGCGAUGGUUACUCUAGCUGAAUUUGUCAACCAUGUACCGGAUAUUGUUAAUAUUAUAAAUCUGAUGGAGCGGGCUAUCUCCCAUAUUCAACGUGGAGGCAAAGCGGAGCCGGUGAGCAGGUGGUCUUUAAAUGUGAUCAAACAAUAUGUCAAUGGGGGCAGCGAGAUGGAAUCCUUGAUUUCGGAUGGAAGUGAAAAUGCGGAAACAUUCCUCUCGCUCCUUGCAGAUCCUGCACCUAGGUCAUGGAUGGACAGCGAAUGGAACAUUGAGCAGGAAUUUCCAUCUCUUGAGGACAUGUUUUUUGGGAGUGUUGUUUGA